Messenger RNA from Sesamum indicum (sesame), 2532 nucleotides. NCBI's taxonomy places the organism in Eukaryota, Viridiplantae, Streptophyta, Magnoliopsida, Lamiales, Pedaliaceae. The record is from RefSeq and is a predicted model, not a curated record.
UGCAUGUGGUGUAUAUGAAUCCCAUCCAUUCAGACUAAUCAACAUGCCAAAUGCACGCUGCGCCUCCUAUAUUUUUGCCCAAAAUUCACCUUGACCUUUUUCCAUCCUGUGGUCCCAAAACAACUCCCAGCCUUCUCAUAUUCUAUAAGCAGCGAUGAGUCCCGGCUUCUCCCAAUCAUGGCUAAUCCUCAGGAAAUGAACACCUUCUUCGCCUGCUCUAUCUUUCUUUCUCUCUUUUUCUCUUCCUUGGCAAGCAUUAUUGAUGUCGAUGUAAAGCUUGGGCAUCACCCACACGACGCAACAGGCCAUUCCAACGGUCACCAUGUCGGUAUAAAGUUGGGGAAUGAUAACCAGCAGGACGGAGGGCAUUCUGAUGGUCAUGACGAUCAGGCUGCGUCCACCUUCCCUAAUCCGAGGCUCAAGAGUGCUUACAUUGGCCUUCAGGCGUGGAAGAAGGCCAUCUACUCUGACCCCACUAAUUUCACCACGAAUUGGGUCGGCACUGACGUGUGCUCCUACAAUGGUGUCGUUUGUGAAAAGGCGCCCGACGAUCCUAACAUCACCGUGGUCGCUGGCGUUGAUCUCAAUCAUGCUGACAUUGCAGGCCACCUCCCUUGGGAGAUUGAGUACCUCAUCGACAUUAGCCUCCUCCACAUAAACUCCAACAGGUUUUGUGGCAUCAUUCCUGAGGGCAUAAAGAAAUUGAAGCUUCUCUACGAGCUUGAUUUGAGUAAUAAUCGGUUUGUGGGACCGUUCCCAGAAGUUGUCCUGGAACUUCCGAGCCUUAAGUACCUUGAUCUCAGGUUCAACGACUUUGAAGGGGCAUUGCCUCCGGAGCUGUUUGAUAAGAAUUUUGACGCUAUCUUCUUGAACAGCAACCGGUUCGAAUCCACUAUCCCUGAGAAUUUCGGCAACACCCCAGCUUCGGUUGUGGUGAUGUCCAACAACAAUUUCACCGGUUGCAUUCCCACCAGCAUUGGCAAGAUGGCGGGCAAGAUGGACGAGUUGAUCAUGUCCAACAACGCUCUCUCUGGCUGCUUGCCCGAAGAAAUCACGCUAUUGAACACCACUACAGUUUUCGACAUCAGCAGUAACAAGUUUAUGGGAGACCUGCCGAGAGGCAUGGAGUUCAUGCAGGGCUUGGAAGUCAUUAACAUUGCAGACAACAAGUUCAGAAGCAAGGUGCCUGAAACAGUUUGCACCUUGCCGAGCUUGAAAAAUUUCACAUUUUCAUUCAACUAUUUCGAGGAGAAAAAUCCCAUCUGCGACCCGAACGCCUUGCCGGGGCUUGAGCUGGACGAUAAGGACAACUGUUUCGGCCGGGAGCAGCACCAGAGAUCCCAGAAUGAGUGCGCCUUAGAAUUGAGCAAGAAGGCAGAUUGUAACGCCUUUUGCAGGCCGAAUAGGAAUGGCGAGUCACCAAAGGGAGGAGAUGGUCCAACAUCCCCGGCUCAGGCUCCAUGGUUGGCUCCAGUCCCUGCUCCUUCUAAGCAAACAACCGUCCAACCUCCCAAGGCCUUCAUUCCGCCCUAUGUUUCUAAGCCACCAACUCAAGCUCCUAAGCCGGCUCCAGUCCCAGCUUUCCCGCCAAAACCUUCUAAGCCGUCUAUUGCGCCAGCUCCUACUCGUGAGCCAGUGAAUGUUGCUCCCCCAACGAAAGAUGGAUCGUCGCCACCUCCAGUUGCCUUGCCUCCUGUUGUGGUUCAAUCACCACCGCGUGCUGUUUCUCCCCCCCAAGCAUCACCAGUGCAAUCACCUCCUCCACCACCGCCGAUCUACCGCUCACCACCACGUGCUGUUUCACCCCCUCAACCAUCACCGAUGCAGUCACCCCCUCCACCACCUAUCAACCGUUCACCACCGCGUGCUGCUUCUCCCCCUCAAGCAUCACAGAUGCAGUCACCCCCUCCACCACCGAUCAACCGCUCACCACCGCGUGCUGUUUCUCCCCCUCAAGCAUCACCGGUGCAGUCACCCCCUCCACCACCACCGAUCAACCGCUCACCACCGCGUGCUGUUUCUCCACCGCAAGCAUCACCAGUGCAGUCACCCCCUCCACCACCACCGAUCAACCGCUCACCACCGCGUGCUGUUUCUCCACCGCAAGCAUCACCAGUGCAGUCACCCCCUCCACCACCACCGAUCAACCGCUCACCACCGCGUGCUGUUUCUCCCCCUCAAGCAUCACCAGUGCAGUCAGCCCCUCCACCACCACCAGCCGGUCGCUCACCACCGCCUGUUGUUCCCACACCUUCCCCGCCGCCGCGUGUUCCCUCACCACCACCCCCACAGCCAAAAUCACCUCCACCACCACCAACAGCAACUAACAAACCUCCACCGCCGGCUUUCUCACCUCCACCCCCAUCACCGACACAAGCACAACCUCCAAAACCAUCUGGCCGUUCAUCAUCGCCGCCACCACAAGCGGCUCAACAAUCCCCACCUCCAUUUGCAUUCCCGCCAACCAAACUCCCCCCUAUUUUGGGAGCCCACUACGCAUCUCCACCGCCGCCAGUUAUCCCGGGCUAUUAA